Molecule: messenger RNA, 1367 nt
Organism: Trichobilharzia szidati
Lineage: Eukaryota; Metazoa; Platyhelminthes; Trematoda; Strigeidida; Schistosomatidae
Source: the annotation of a GenBank genome assembly
GUAAACAAUCGUUACAAAACGCAUGAAUUUUGCACUUAAAUACGUGAAAUUCAUUACAUUCACAUAAUUGUUUACAGAGAGUUAAAGGUGAGUUUCCUUUUUAUAAACUACAUGUCUAUGUUUUUUAGUAUUCAUUACACACAGCAUCGUGAUAAGAUUUUCUUUAGAGAUCAUCAUAUUUGCAUAUUCAGUUGCCAAAUUUUUAGUUUACUUUAUCUGCGUGAUUAUCAGUUAUAACCUCUGACUACAUUUGCUCAUGAAAGGAUAAAACUGUUCCAUAAUAGAUCAGUGAUUUCAAUUUAAAAUUUACAAUGGGAAAAAGUAAAAUUUCAUCUUAUGGUCCAAAUGGAGAAACUUAUAAUCCAACAUUAAGAGCUCCAGAAGACCACAAUGCUGAUGACGAUGCAGAAGCUCUACGUAAAGCAAUGAAAGGUUUGGGUACUGAUGAACAAGGUCUGAUAGAUAUUUUGGGUCAUCGUGAUAUUUUCCAAAGACUCGAAAUACGUGACCGAUACAAAGCGUUGUAUGGAAAGGAGUUGAUAGAGGUUAUUAGUAGCGAAACAAGCGGUGAUUUUAGAAGACUACUUAAAAUUCUUUUGUUGGAAAUACCAAAAGUGAAUGCUCGUGCUCUCUAUAAAGCUAUGAAAGGUGGUGGCACAGAUGAAGAGACUAUCAUAGAAAUUUUAUGUACAUCUACCAACCAGGAAAUUCUUGAGAUUAGACAAUUUUAUCCAUAUGUACUGAUGGAUUAUGGAGGGGAUAGCUCGCGAACUUUAGAGGAUGACGUUAAAGAUGACAUUGGUGGUUAUUUCGGAGAUUUCAUCGUGGCACUACUUCAAGCAGAACGGGAUGAAGUUGACCUUGAAGAUGUGAAAAAAAUAGCGAGUAAAGGCCUUCAGAGUGUAGUUGAUAUGAACUUAGUCAGAGAAGACGUCGAUACUCUUUGGGAUGCUGGUGAAGCGCAUCUGGGGACUGAUGAAUCAGCCAUUAUCAAGGUUGUUGCGAAUCGAAGCGUUUGGCAUAUACAAGCAGUCGCACAACUAUAUGAACAGACAUAUGGAAAAUCCCUGAUCGAUUCGAUUGAGUUUGAAACAUCAGGAGAUUUUAAAAGAGCUCUUGUAUUAACUAUACGCACUUGCAUAAACCGUCCAAAGGCCUAUGCAGAUCUGUUGGCCAAAGCUAUGAAAGGAGCUGGUACAGAUGAUGCUACACUUAUGCGUAUCAUUGCUACUAGAUGUGAGAUUGAUCUAGGUUCAAUUUGCGAAGUAUUUCAACGUGAACAAGGCAGUAGCUUAGAAGACUGGGUACGAAGUGAAACCUCGGGAGAUUACUGUGCACUUCUCUUAGCCUUACUGGGCACUGAAUAA